GCAGAGAGUGAUAAGAAUCCUGCCAGCUCUUGGGUUAACCAUUACUACUGCAGGCCAGCAGCCAUUACUACAAGUUAGUGGAAGAGUGUGAAGAAGAUUGAUAAGAGACAGCAGAACCAGUAGGUUGCUAGUUGAUGCAGAACAUAUUUAAUGCACUAGCAGAACAGUGACGAGCAGGCAUCCUCAAGAAAAUCCUCAUGUGCAUCAUUUUCUUUAAGUUUGAUCCCCGUCCUGUUACCAAGAAUGCCUACAGGCUCAUCCUAGCAGCCAAUCGUGAUGAAUUCUAUCACCGACCUUCAAAGUUAGCUGAUUUUUGGGGGAGCAAUAAUGAUAUACUCAGUGGUUUGGACAUGGAGUCAGGAAAAGAAGGUGGAACUUGGCUAGGGAUCAAUAAAAGAGGAAAGUUUGCUGCUCUCACCAAUUAUUUACAGCCCAAAAUUGACCUUCACGCUAAGGGCCGAGGGUCUCUGGUGACCAAUUUCCUGACAUCUGAGAUAGAUAGCUUCUCGUACCUGAAGAAGAUAUCUGCUGAAGGACAUCUGUACAAUGGCUUUAACUUGUUAGCAGCAGACUUUAACACAAAAGAGGAUGUUAUGUGUUAUUAUGGAUCCAAAGGAGAACAAGAGCCUCUCAUCUUAAAUCCAGGUGUGUAUGGCCUGAGCUGCAGCCUACUGGAUACACCUUGGAAGAAACUUCAGCAUGGAAAGAAACUGUUUGCUGACAUCAUCAGAAAGAGCCAGGACAUUGCCAGAGACGAUCUGGUGCAGGAACUCAUUAAAGUGAUGAAUAAUGAAGAGCAGCAGUUGCCAGACCCAGCUAUAGAAGAACAGGGCAAGGAGUUUGUUCGUCCCAUCCUUAGUAGCUACAGCGCAGUAUGUGUACGUUGCAAUGGCUAUGGAACAAGGACCAACACCAUUGUUCUUAUUGAUGGCGAGGGACAGGUGACAUUCACAGAACGCACAAUGUUAAACAGUGACAUCACUCAGUGGAAAACCAGUGUUUACCAGUUUGAGCUGCAACGUUAGCUCUUCUCUAUAUGCACAUUUAUUUUUAAACUCAGAUGCACUGAACUCUGGGAAACCAGAGAAGCCUAAAAGCUAAACCAAGAGUGAGCCAUUUGUCAGCAGCACAUAUACACACACAAAAACCAAUACCACUUUUAUAUCAGACCAACAAGAAGAAAAGCUCAAAUGAAAAUUAUUAAAGCACACUUUCUGUUUUAUAAUUCACUCCUUCAAAUUUGAAUGUACUGUAUAUUAGUUUUAUAUUGACUAAUCAAGUUUAUCAAGGGAAUGCAAACUGUUAGGAGACAUGAAUAUUAGUUUGUGUUUGUAUGUGAAAGAUUUCAGGCUACAGGUGUUUUUUUAUACCUUUCAGAUAGUGUCCUUUUCUAGUACAUUCAGAAUGGAAACAAAUACCUUGAAUAUAGUCAGCUGAUGAAUUAAACACUCCCAGUAGUGUUUGUUUUGGGCUUCAUUUCUUUCCACCCUAUAAAACAUUACCAUAUUUAAGUUCCCUCCGACUUGUUGAAAUUCUACAUGCAUUCCUGGUGAUAUGUAAUUAUCUCAGUGUACCUGCUAACUGAAGCACAUUGGUAAAAUCUAUAAAAUGGUAUUAUAAAAAUGCCUUUACUAUUACCAACACAUGCAUAUGCAAGAGAACUGGGAUUUGGACAGUUUUUGGACACUUAUGAUUUUAUUUGGACAGUUUUCCAUUUUAGAAGUUUCUACAUCAUACUUUGAUAAAUAAGCUCCAAAAUUAAGGUACCACACUCAUGAACUGAGUAGGGAUGGGCGAAUUUGACUCGUUCUGUUCCGCCAAAAAUUCGCCGGCGGUGAAAUUCGCCCAUCCCUAGAACUGAGUGAAAAUGUGCUGAAACACCCUCUGCCACUAUACAUUUUUAACUGUGUUUUUCUAGAAUGUGUUUGAUUUUACCUCUUUGUGUAAUUGUGGCAAAGGAUUCUUCAUGACAUGCUUAAUAAAAUAAGCCAAAUAUUGCUUUAAUUAAAUAAAUACAUCUAACUUGGAUACAAAGUGGGUAAUGUGAAAUGAGAAGAUAAGGUGUGGAUACUUUGGUAGCUAACUGGAUUAACUUUGUAAAAGGGUGAACAUUUAAAAUGUAGUUGGUAAAAUGAAGUUAAAAGGGGCACAUAACGUAAUUUAAUAUUGUUCUUCUGAGCAAUGUUGCAAUUAGCAUUAUUAAGAAGUUGUUACUUUACUGAUAUCAUACAUUGUGUUACAGAAGACAUGAAGAUGGAAUUACUGAUGCAGGAAGCCUCUCCUGAUGCCUCUCUGCUCGGUUCUAUUACUUCUGUCACACUGAGCACUAAAGUAAAUUGCAAAAGGGCUUAGUAGAACACCCAGAGCAAUUCCACAUAGUUAUAUGGGUGGGUAUGUGUCCCCUAUAAGUAAAUUAACCAUAUGUUCAGAUGUUUCCAUAGAAGAAAUUCUAUAGUAAUAAGUGUAUACACAGUAUUGAUGCAUCAAGUGAGAAAUCACAUAAAGCAUAACAUGUUAUAGUAAUAGUUAAAGAGUUUAAAAAUAUAGUAUAAUACUGGUUGCUAUUUUGUUUGUUCCAAUACUAUCUGCUGCCUUGCGGUGCUAUGCCAAAUGCACAGGUUUUCCAACUCAGUACCUAUACUAGAGUUGAUACCAUACAUUGCCCUUUCCUUACAUAAUUAACCUCGGUUUCCUUGUGUAUGCUUUGAAAUCUCAGGAUUAUUGAUCUAUUUGUUCUAUGACUAAUUUUUCACAAAGUUGUGAUAGUAUUUGAAAUGCUGUUAGAGUUGACAUAACUUUUUGUGCAUGUUUUAUUUUCUUAGCUUGUAUUUCACACCAAAUUAUUGAAAAUCUCCUCUUUCAAUCUAGAAAUACUUGUUUUAUUGCUUUGCUAUAGUAAUUACAAGAAAUUAAUUCGUUGUACAAUUUAAUGAAAAAUACAAAAAAAGAAUGUUUAAUUACAAAGUGUAAUUACAGGAAGAAAAAGUACAUAUUUAUUUAUAUAAAAGCUUUGCGGAAGAUGGGUAUAUUUAACAAAGGGUGCAAACAGAGCAUAGUUUUCCAGAGGGAAAUAUCAGAGUUCUGGAUUCACUUGUACAUGUGUCAAAGUGAGAAUUCACUUUCACCCUUUGAUAAUUAUACCCCUUAUACAACUUUAGAGAGACGUGAAUAGUGAUGGGCAAAUCUGUCCAGUUUUGCUUCACUGAAAAAUCUGCAAAACUUGACAAACUAUUUAUAAAUGUCCCCCGGACAGACUGUGGUGAGCUCUGUUUUCACCUAUUGAUAAAUAUACCCCUUAUUAUAGUUUGCCAAGGACACAUUAUAAAGUAAAAGAGUGAUACAAAGGUUUUAAGGGGGCCCGUCAAUACCCAGACCAGCCUGUAGCCAGUAGACUGUUCACAAAUAAAAUGAGCCAACUAAAAUAGGUCUGAAACUGAAACUCCUAAUGCACCAUUUGGGCGGGUGGGUGGUGCAUCCACAAAGAGGAAAUUCACAUCUUUGGGGCUGUUGCCCUGAGCGAAUGGAACAAAAUUGAAUUGUGCAAUGUCCAUCCCUUCGGCUUGGAGGACGAUAAUUCAGAUAUUAUGAAGGGUUGACAUUUGUAUGGCCACCUAUGAAGCUUUAUCACAAUUACAAGCUGGUUAUGACUGGCAGAUUGUAGGAUUUGCUUGAAUGUCAAAAAAUAAAAUGCAUAUAUACACUACCAGUCAAAGGUUUUUGAACACUUGAAGUAUCACAUGUUUUGCACAUGUUUGUGUUACAGAAUGGCAAUUAAUUCCUGAAAAAUAUAAGACAAACUAAAAGAAAAUCAAGUUAAUGCCAAUACUUUUACAGAAAUGCCCACAAUUGAUCUUUGCUAGUUGGCUGCUUACCCUUGACCUUUCUAUCCAAUUCAUAUCUGUUUUCCUUCAAAUAGUUCUGAAUAGUUGGAAGUAUGCUUAGGAUCAUUAUCCUAUUGCACCACAAAGAGUUGCCCAAUAAGUCUCAUACCAGAGGGUAUGGCAUGACACUCAAUAAUAAUGGUGUAGAACCUUAAAUUCACUCUGUGCAGAGCCAGAAAAACACUUCAAAUCCUUAACACUAGCUCAUCCAUACUAGCUCAUAUCAUGUUUAGACACUGAGAAUUCAUAUACCUGGAUGGUGUAAGAAUACCUGGUAGUCUAGUGGGGUGGCGGGGACACCCUCCACCUGCUGCCUCUUGUCCCUCCUCUCACUGCUCUUGAACGCUGCGUGAACCCGGUAGACUCUGCUUUCUUCCUCUGCGCCGCAUGACAUCAUCGCGUUUGGCACAAAAUUUGAAUAUUUAAAGGUGCAAAUACCUUAUUCCCAUUGCUCAGCGUAAAGGUCCUUUCUUAAGUUCCUGGGUGCGAUUUCUAGGUGUGUUUCCGGUUUUGAUCCUUGUCUGUCCCUGACUUGUCUAUAUGUUGCCUGAAACUGACUCCUGCCUGGUUUUGACUAUUCUCCGGAUCCUGAUUUGGUGCUGCGCUAACACUCUGACCUGUGGCCUGUGCCCCAACCUUGCAGCCGUUAAACGAUUUGGUACCGCAUUGCCCGUCUGGCUCCUCAGCACGACCACAAGAAGAAGCAGGAAUGCGGGGGGAAGGCCAGAGGGGGGGUUGCAUCUGCAUUCUUCCCUGUUUCCUGAAGUUGAUGGUGGUUGAUAGUGUAAAUUACACAAAAAUGUAUUUCAAUUCAAAAUGUAUUUUUUAAAUACAUUUUUUUAAAAAUCACAAACAUUUUGAACUGGCACAUACAUAUUCUUAAAUUAUUAAUAUUGCAAUAAUAUCAAGAUAUAAAGAUCAAAGAAAAUUGUUCAUUAACUUUUGUUAAAAGAAUAGUGUGUAUGUAUAUCUAUAUAUAGUUGUCAGAAGUAGCUGCACUCACAGGUCUUAAUAAGAAUAAGAAAACUUUUUAUUGUGGGCAAAAACUAACAUUUCGGCUGGAACACCAGCCUUUUUCAAAGUGAACCGGAUAUACAAACAUCGGAAUAAAUACAUAUUACUACGCCAUACUAUGUAUUUAUUGCGAUGUUUGUAUGUCUGGUUUACGUUGAAAAACAUUAGUUUUUGCCCACGAUAAAAAGUUUUCUUAUACAUCAUAAGACCCGUGAGUGCUGACAACUUCCAUUCAUCCUUAUCGAGGACUGCACCUCGAUAAGGAUGAAUGUUAAAUUCCUGUAAUUAAUUUUGCUUUAAAAUAUUUUUUUCUCAGGGCUUUUUUUUGAUUAUUCUGUUGUUCCUGCUGACUCCUUCCUUUCCUGUAAACCAGGGUGGAGGAUAAUGCAGCAAAGAGCACUGCUACUAUUUUCUGCUUCCUGUUAAAGAAAGGGUGCUUCCUGGAGUUGCCUGCUUUAAUUAACUCUGUAUUUUUGGAAGAUUAUCAGAACAGCAGUCUGGCUCACCCAUAAAUUAUGAUGUUUUUUUAUUGAAUGUGCUCCCCCCUUUCACCCUAUAAAAAGGGUAAUUUGUAGAUGGAUAAGUAGCUCUAAUAAACAAACCCCACCCUUCCCCAAGCUGCAGCAUUUGAGGUAUGAAGGCUUACGUUUGACUGGCAAUAAGUUUUAUCAGCUUCUCUUUUGCUUGGGAGAACAGUUAUUGACAGGAAGUAAUACAGUAAAACUGGUUUCAUUUUCUUAUUUCAUGCAAGAAAUAAAAAAACAAAUAUUUCUUAACUAAAUGAAUAACCAAAAACAAUGUUUAGCAAAAGCCCUAUUCAAUCAGUUCAUGUUAAGAGGAUAUACACUGCCCCUUUAAUUGGAACAUUAUCAAGAGCAAGAUGAAAAGCUAGACUGUAUUGUACAGCAGAUUGAGUCAUGUAUAAAGUACUGAACUUCUCCUUAUAAUUUGAGCCAAAAUUGGGGCAAAUGGGAAUAAGUGCUGGGUGUUUGUAUGAAGGAGCACAUGUAUUGUACUAAAUGCAUAUGCCUAUACAGUAUAUAUAAAGAAUUCUUUUCUUACAGUACUAGAUGUUUUUCCUAUUUAAAUUGUUUAUUAGACUUGAAUUAAGUCUAUUAAACCUGCCAGAGCAGUUAAUAUCAACUGCAUCAUUUCAUACCCUAUAGGAUUUCAAUGUGUAGCAAUAUUAUUUCAGAUUAUACCUCAGAUGUGCUGCUAUUAUGUUGGUCAAGUUAAAUGUUCUUUUUUGUGGCACAUUGCAGAAAUUAUAGAAACAUUCAUAUGGUGUGGUGUUUGUAUGAAGUCCAGCAAAUCCAAAACUGUAAAAUACACUGAAGGGAAGUAGUCAAAUCUCAAGGAUCAUUAUUGAAAGGCUAAUGUUUUUUUUUUAUUUGUUUAUAUUGCUUACUGUCAGUAUGUGUGAAAAAUGUUAAAAAUGGAUUAUUGUCCCUUAAUGUAAGACUUUACAUAAACACAAUUUGCUCACUGGUAUAAAAUUGACUGAAUUGGAAUGUAAUUUGGGCAAUUGAAAAUGGAUUUCAAUAUAAAUGAUUUACAACCAAAA
Molecule: messenger RNA, 6459 nt
Organism: Xenopus laevis (African clawed frog)
Lineage: Eukaryota; Metazoa; Chordata; Amphibia; Anura; Pipidae
Gene: tango2.L
Product: transport and golgi organization 2 homolog L homeolog
Biological process (GO): Golgi organization; protein secretion
Cellular component (GO): Golgi apparatus
Source: RefSeq, marked predicted